UUUCCAGGCCAUCGGGGGAUCUACAACCUUGCACUCCAAUCGGCCUCAAGAUGAACUUGAAAUAGAUCAUGUAAAGGCUCUCACCGAGACCAUCAUGAGUCUUUGAUUCAUAUCGCGUGCGAGAAUUCUUACUCAUGGUCCACAUGUUCAUUGAAUGUCUGUAUUGUAGGACGUCAUAUCCCGCAGCCUUUGCACCGUACUGCACAUGGACAAGUCAUGCGUGUUCAUACACGCUUCUCUUUGUAUGCAUGUCCUCUUUCGGAGACGAACUCGAAAUGAUGGCUGACAAGGUAAAGCUCCCAACCAUUUAUCAUUUCUGGUGCCUGACUGUCAUUGACUUUGGUUGCCUGCUUAUAUCAGGCGCGAUGAGGAGUCGUCAGGAAGACAAACUACCUGAGGGUUGUGUAGCCCUACACGUAUACCGAGUUGCUUUUGAUGGUCCGCAAAGUAUCCGAUUGAGAUGAUCUAAACGUUCGGUACUACAAAUUUUACGACUGAAGUCAAAGUUGCGACAAGCAUCGAAGCAACUUGAAUAUGGAAAAGCAGGUCCUUGCUGUACC
Molecule: messenger RNA, 560 nt
Organism: Suillus discolor
Lineage: Eukaryota; Fungi; Basidiomycota; Agaricomycetes; Boletales; Suillaceae
Exons: 1
Coding region: 135-464 (109 amino acids)
Source: RefSeq, a predicted model, not a curated record